UUCUCAUUUCAGAAUCAAUAAGGAGACACUGUUGUCUACUUCACUGAGCUGUGUCUCAAUGAAGAGUGACCGAUCUAUGAUUCAACCAAUAACCUUUUCAAACAGAGAGCGGUCUUUUGUUACAGGUGUUUUGCAGAGCUCAGAGACUCUCAGUGGUCAGUCUGAUCUGGACUCCAUAUUUACGACGCUGGAGGACAAAAUGUUCAGUUUUUUAAAGAAUGAGCUGAAGAAGAUGAGGAAGGUCGUGCUUUCAGACUAUCCAGAAUGGUUAGAGUGUCAGAGGGAGGAUGAGGAGGUGCUGGAGGCUGAGGAUGAAGAACAGAGGAGGAGCAGUAGAGAGUCAUUUUUGAAGAUCACGCUGCAAUUCCUUAGGAAAAUGAAGCAGGAGAAGCUGGCUGAGUGUCUGCAGAGCAGAACUCGUGCUGCAAAGUGCCAAAAAAACCUGAAGUCUAAUCUGAAAAAGAAGUUCAAGUGUGUGUUUGAGGGGAUUGCUAAAGCAGGAAGCUCAACCCUUCUGAAUCAGAUCUACACAGAGCUGUACAUCACAGAGGGAGGGACUGCAGGAGUCAAUGAUGAACAUGAGAUCAGACAGAUUGAAACCGUAUCCAGGAAAUUGAACAGACCAGAAACUGCAAUCAGACAAGAAGAUAUAUUUAAAGCCUCACCUGGAAGAGAUGAACCAAUCAGAACAGUGCUGACAAAGGGAGUGGCUGGCAUUGGGAAAACAGUCUUAACACAGAAGUUCACUCUGGACUGGGCUGAAGACAAAGCCAACCAGGACAUCCAGUUCAUGUUUCCAUUCACUUUCAGAGAGCUGAAUGUGCUGAAAGAGGAAAAGUUCAGCUUGGUGGGACUUGUUCAUCACUUCUUUACUGAAACCAAAGAAGCAGGAAUCUGCAGCUUUGAAGACUUCCAGGUUGUGUUCAUCUUUGAUGGUCUGGAUGAGUGUCGACUUCCUCUGGACUUCCACAAAACUGAGACCCUGACUAAUGUUACAGAGUCCACCUCAGUGGAUGUGCUGCUGAUAAACCUCAUCAGGGGAAAACUUGUUCCUUCUGCUCGCCUCUGGAUAACCACAAGACCUGCAGCAGCCAAUCAGCUCCCUCCUUCAUGUGUUGGCAUGGUGACAGAGGUCAGAGGAUUCAGUGACCCGCAGAAGGAGGAGUACUUCAGAAAGAGAUUCAAAGAAAAGGAGCAGGCCAACAGGAUUAUCUCCCACAUCAAGAAAUCACGAAGCCUCCACAUCAUGUGCCACAUCCCGGUCUUUUGCUGGAUCACUGCUACAGUUCUGGAAGAUGUGCUGAAAACUAGAGAGGGGGGACAGCUGCCCAAGACUCUCACUGAGAUGUACAUCCACUUCCUGGUGGUUCAGGCCAAAAUGAAGAAGGUCAAGUAUGAUGGGGGAACUGAGAUAGAUCAGCACUGGAGUCCAGAGAGCAGGAAGAUGAUUGAGUGUCUGGGAAAACUGGCUUUUGAUCAGCUGCAGAAAGGAAACCUGAUCUUCUAUGAAUCAGACCUGACAGAUUUUGAAGUAAUUAUCAAGGAUGCCUCAGUGUACUCAGGAGUGUUCACACAGAUCUUUAAAGAGGAGAGAGGACUGUACCAGAACAAGGUUUUCUGCUUCAUCCAUCUGAGUAUUCAGGAGUUUCUGGCUGCUCUUCAUGUCCAUCUGACCUUCAGCAACUCUGAAGUCAACCUGCUGGAGAAACGGCAAAAAAAAGAUCAGCAUUCUUUAAAACAUCUCCACCAGAGUGCCGUGGACAAGGCCUUAGAGAGUUCAAAUGGUCAUCUGGACUUGUUCCUCCGCUUCCUCCUUGGGCUUUCACUGCAGUCUAAUCAGACUCUCCUAAAAGGUCUACUGACACAGACAGGAAGUAGUUCAAAUACUGAUGUGGAAACAGUCCAGUACAUCAAGAAGAAGAUCAGUGAUAAUGAGUCUGCAGAGAAAAGCAUCAAUCUGUUUCACUGUCUGAAUGAACUGAAUGAUCGUUCUCUAGUGGAGGAGAUCCAACAGUCUCUGACUUCGGGAAGUCUCUCUACAAAUAAACUGUCUCCUGCUCAGUGGUCAGCUCUGGUCUUCAUCUUAUUGUCAUCAAAGGAAGAUCUUGAUUCAUUUGAACUGAAGAAAUACUCUGCUACUGAGGAUGCUCUUCUGAGGCUUCUGCCAGUGGUCAAAGCCUCCAAAAAAGCUCUGCUGAGCUGUUGUAACUUGUCGUGGAGAAGCUGCAAAGCUCUUUCAUCAGUUCUCAGCUUCGAGUCUUCUAGUCUGAGAGAGCUGGACCUGAGUAACAAUGACCUGCAAGAUUCUGGUGUGAAGCUGCUGUCUGAUGGACUAAAAAGUGUACACUGUAAACUUGAAACUCUAAGUCUCUCAGGUUGUCUGAUCACAAAAGAUGGAGGUGAAUCUUUGGUCUUGGCUUUGAGGUCUAACCCCUCCCAUCUGAGAAAUCUUGAUUUGAGCUACAAUCAUCCAGGAGACUCUCAUGUGGAGGAGCUUUCUAAGGGAGUGAAGAAUACUCAGUGGAGACUGGACAAUCUAAGAGUGAACCAUUGUGGAGAGCAGUGGCUAAAACCUGCACUACUGAAGUAUUCAUGUGAACUCACAGUGGACACCAACACAGUGAACAGAAACCUCAGACUAUCUGACAACAACAGGAAGGUGACACGUGUGAAACAGGACCAUCCAUAUCCUGAUCAUCCAGACAGAUUUGACUGCUGGCCUCAGCUCCUGUGUAGAAAUGGUCUGACUGGUCGCUGUUACUGGGAGUUGGAGUGGGAAGGAGAAGUUUAUAUAGCAGUGAGUUACAGAAGAAUCCAAAGGAAAAAAAAGAGUGAUGAGUGUUGGUUUGGAGGAAAUGAUCAGUCCUGGAGUCUGAGCUGCUCUGAUGGUGGUUACUCUGUGUGGCACAAUAACAGAGAAACAUUCAUCUCCUCCCACUCCUCCUCGGUCUCUGACAGAGUAGCAGUGUAUGUGGACUGUCCUGCUGGCACUCUGUCCUUCUACAGAGUCUCCUCUGACACUCUGAUCCACCUCCACACCUUCAACAUCACAUUGACUGAAUCUCUGUAUGCUGGGUUUGGAUUUGGGUUCUGGUCAUCUGAAUCUUUACUUUCUCUGUGUUCUUAGUGUACCUUUAAUCUCAUCACUGAGACAGGACACACAAAGGGACAUCUUUUCAUAAAUGUAACCAAGUGGAUUUAGAGCCUAAAGCUGACCAGCGAGUGAAGUAAAAGUGGUGAAAAGUGAAACAUGUUAGAAAGAGAAGAUGGC
Neolamprologus brichardi is the source of this 3271-nucleotide messenger RNA. RefSeq names its product NLR family CARD domain-containing protein 3-like. The record is from RefSeq and is a predicted model, not a curated record. Gene Ontology annotation, molecular function: protein binding. NCBI's taxonomy places the organism in Eukaryota, Metazoa, Chordata, Actinopteri, Cichliformes, Cichlidae.